Molecule: messenger RNA, 513 nt
Organism: Peniophora sp. CBMAI 1063
Lineage: Eukaryota; Fungi; Basidiomycota; Agaricomycetes; Russulales; Peniophoraceae
Source: the annotation of a GenBank genome assembly
AUGGAUACACCAUUCGCGGAAUCGUACAAGGAGAAGGCGUUGCGGAAGUUGAAGGAAGAACCUUUGGUCCCCAUAGGCGCGGUAGCUACAACCGCAGCUCUCACUAUGGCCAUGAUCCAGAUGCGCAAGGGGAAGUCCAGCUCGUUCAACAAAUGGCUACGAGUCCGUGUAGUGGCGCAGGGGUUGACUAUCGUAGCCAUCUGUGCGGGCACUGUCACGUUCAGCACGCACAAGCCGCCGACUCGCGAGGAACUUGCGGCGGCGGCGCAGCGGAAGCAUGACGAGGACAGGGCGGACUUUGAGGCCAGGAUGCGGGAAGCGGAGGAGGCCGAGGCCGUGGACAGGGCCGCGAGGCCGGCGAAGAUCGUGUUGAAGAAGAAGACGUUUGCGGACAAGAAGGAAGCUGCCGUCGAGGCGGCUACCGGAGCGGCCGAGGGUGCUGCAGCACCCGGCGCGGCGAGCUCGAGUUCGACACCUAGUUCAUCAUCUUGGUGGGGAUGGGGCUCAAAGUAA